Messenger RNA from Sarcophilus harrisii (Tasmanian devil), 3079 nucleotides. RefSeq names its product olfactory receptor 13D1-like. The transcript has a single exon. Gene Ontology annotation, molecular function: olfactory receptor activity; G protein-coupled receptor activity. The coding region runs from base 1870 to 2811 and encodes 313 amino acids. Lineage: Eukaryota; Metazoa; Chordata; Mammalia; Dasyuromorphia; Dasyuridae. Gene Ontology annotation, cellular component: membrane. Gene Ontology annotation, biological process: G protein-coupled receptor signaling pathway. The record is from RefSeq and is a predicted model, not a curated record.
AAUAUUUUAAAAAUAUUUUCUCUAUGUUCUUUUUCUUCAUGUUACUGACACUUGCUACUAAUGCCUCCUUCUGUUAACACAGAAAUUCCUUUUUUUGUAAAAGAGAAGAGCCAAACAAAAAAAAAUGGACACAUUGGUCAUCAUGACCAAUUAGCCAUACCUUUCAUUUCUCUCCUUGUGCCCCUUGGGAUACACACUUAGCAGUGGUUUUGCUUUGUCAGAAAUAAUGAAGAAUCAGAAAGAUACAGGAUAAUAGCUAGAAUGGUAAGAUCAGGUGAAAGUUUUUGAAGAUGGGGAGACAUAGCUGACUUUUAGGGAGCAAAGAAAGAGUCAAUAGAAAGGCAUAAAGGAUAAGGGGGGGGGAAGUACUGAUAGAGGAGACAGUCUAUUGGAGAAGAUAGCACAAAUUUAAGUCAAGUGUUCAUGUAGAAUGGUUUUCCUUAGCAAGGAGAGAGUCACCUUUUCAUGUGAGUUAGAGAUAAAGAAAGAGAUUGGAAGUCAUUCAAGGCUGGCAUUUGGCAAUGCAUGAUUGGUGAUAAGGCAAGGGAUCAAGGUAUUUAAGUGUAAAGACUAGUAUAGAGUUUAAAGUGCAUCCUCUACAGCGGUGAUGCAUUGGGAAAGAUUUAAGGGGUAUGAUUAUUCUAUACUUGAAAAAUUAGCAAUGUGAGAAAUUGAGAUAUUAGUAUACUGAGGUAUACUAAUAUCACAGCUAGAAAAAAUGGCCAUGAAUUAGGAACUGAAUCUCCUGAUCUAGUAUAAUGUCCUGGGAGUAAGUAGAUAAUGAUCAUCAUCAUCAUCUGAUAAAUUUGAACAACAGGAAUGUUAGGUUGCUACUAAAAAGUGUGAGUGGGAGUCAUGGAGUAUUUCCACUACAUCCAUGACUUGAAGGAAAGGAUAUGAGUGAAAAUGAAAUCUGUGCUGGAAAAAAUAACCAAGAAUUUUGUAGCACCCACUUAGUGGGCUAGAGUGAUAUAUAUUGGAAUUAGAGUUGAGAAUAACUGAAGAAGGCAUUUGUAUUUGUACAAAAUCCCAGGAUUGGGAUGAGAAAAAUUUUUAAAGACAUUGAAGAAAUUUGAAGAAACAUAUGACUGGGUAUGAGCAUUCUGAACUCUGAGGAAUUGAUCCAGAUGAAUUAUCAGGAUUUAGACAAAGGAUUAUUGAUCAGGGCAAGUGAUUAGACUGUCCAAAGCCCUCCCUUAAGGUUCAAGCUCACAGCCAGAGGUAGUCUUUCUUGUGGAAUCUAGAUAGGCAGCCUAAAAAGUCAAAAAUAAUUCUGAACUACAAGUCAGUAGGCAAGAAUUCUCACCAUAAAGAAGUAGAUGGACAGCUCUAGAAGAACACUUAACUUUUUAAUUCUUUAGUAUCUUCAAUUAUAAAAGAGAUGGUAAUUACUGAUAACAAGAUGUUAUGACAGUCAGUUAAGAUGAUAAAUGUGAAAAGAUUUGAAAAAGUAAGAACUACAUGGAAUGAUUCAGAGUGAAAAAAGCAGAAUCUGAAGACCAUUAUUUAAAAUGAAAUAAAACACAACAAUGGCAGUAAAUUAAUAUUCACACAAUGACUAAAGUUUUUUUUUUACAAAAAGGAUAAAGGGAAUGAGGACCAUGUAAAUCUAUUUGUAGAAAAGUUAAUUUCAGUAAAGAAUAGAAAUUACACACAUAUAAAAAUCAUUAAUCAGCUUUACAUGAGUUUGAAUUACUAUUUUUCUUAGUGUCUUAGUCUAUAUCUGACAAUGGAAAUCAAAAUAAAGUUAAUCCUUACCUGAGGAAAAAUUAAUAGUGUCUAUUUAUAUAAAUAUAAAUCAUUGUUACUAUUUGAUCCCUUUGCUAUGACCAGUAUCCUUUCAUCCCACAGGUGACACAGAAAAUAACUAUGGACAAGGGGAAUUACACUAUUGUAACUGAGUUUUUUCUGGUGGGGCUUUCUCAUUACCCAGGCCUCCAAAUAUGCCUUUAUGUGCUUUGUUUAUUGAUGUACUUGGUGAUCCUGUUGGGAAAUAGCAUCCUCAUUAUUAUCAGCAUCAUGGAUCCCCACCUUCACACCCCAAUGUACUUUUUCCUUGGGAAUCUCUCCUUCUUGGAUAUCUGUUACACUUCCUCCUUCAUUCCUAAGAUUCUGAUUAAUUUUACAUCUCAAAGAAAAUCCAUUUCUUUCAUUGGAUGUACAUUACAGAUGGUUAUUUCUCUUGGAUUGGGGUGCACAGAAUGCAUUCUCCUGGCAGUUAUGGCCUAUGACAGGUAUGUAGCCAUCUGCAAUCCCCUGAGAUACACCAUCAUCAUGAACAAGGGACUUUGUGCACAAAUGGCAGCUUGGACCUGGAUAGCAGGAUUUCUCAUUUCCCUGGUGCAAACUGUGCUUGCCAUGAUAAAACCUUUUUGUGGGAAUAUCAUUGAUCAUAUUACCUGUGAGAUCUUGGCCCUUCUCAAGCUUAUUUGUGUAGACAUAUCCCUCAAUGUGUUUAUCAUGACAAUUGCAAGUAUUGUUAUCUUAAUCAGUCCUCUGCUGCUCAUUUUCAUUUCUUAUGUUUUCAUCCUUGUCACUAUUCUGAGAAUUAACUCUAGGGAAGGGAGAAAAAAGGCCUUUUCCACUUGUUCAGCCCACCUAACUGUGGUGAUCUUGUUCUAUGGCUCUGCCCUUUUCAUGUAUAUGAAACCCAAGUCCAAAGACACGAAGACUUCUGAUGAGAUCAUUGUGCUUUCCUAUGGGGUAGUGACCCCAAUGCUGAACCCUAUCAUCUACAGCCUGAGGAACAAAGAGGUGAAAGGGGCUGUGAAGAAAGUUCUAUUCAGAAAUCUCUUUUUACAGAAUAUAUGACAAAUAUCAAGGUUUUUAGCCUUCUUCUUUUGCGUGGGGGAUAGCACUAUUGUCUCUUUUGUCAUGUAAGACUGUUGGCAAAGCCAAAUUUGUAAUUACUAUUCUUUUGCACACAAUUUACAGAUUUUUCAAAUAUAUCUUAUUUCUACUCAUUUUACAACUAUGUGGCUUGUGAAUAUUGCCACUUUAUAUCCUCUGGUUUAUUCUGUUUUUUGCUAAAAUAAGUGUCUCAUACUCACACACUCACAUACUGAAUGAUCAUUAGUUA